AUGAAAUCCGACCGCUGGAACUGGUUUUAUUCUCCUGACGUCUCGGCUUCAAACCGAAGUCCUUAUUAUUUAGAUUUAACUCUUAUUUUCAUAUUUUUUUGCUUCCUAGAACGCGCAACAGACAGCGGCAAACCCUGCAUCGACUGGGCCCUUAUUCUCGAGAUUUGUGACGCCCUCUGUGAGACCGACGAUGGACCAAAAGAUGCUAUUCGGGCCAUUCGAAAACGCCUUACUUCGUCCGCGGGCAAGGACCAUCUGAGCGUAUGGUAUACCCUCCUCCUGAUAGAAGCCUGUGUGAAGAACUGUGGUAAACGUUUUCAGGCUCAGGUUGCCAACCGGGACUUCCUGCGUGACCUCAUAAAGCUUCUUCUUCCAAAGUAUGAUGCACCGAUUCAAAUUCAAACAAAGGUGCUUCUUAUGCUCAAGGUGAGUUGA
Dibothriocephalus latus is the source of this 435-nucleotide messenger RNA. Lineage: Eukaryota; Metazoa; Platyhelminthes; Cestoda; Diphyllobothriidea; Diphyllobothriidae. The record is from the annotation of a GenBank genome assembly.